AUUGACUAUGUUCAUGCCUCUGACCUGAACAGCCUAACAAACCUGAGAGUUCUUGAUUUAUCUGGAAACUGCGCUCUACAGAUUAAUCCGGAUGCUUUUAUUGAACUAUCCAAACUACAAGACCUACGACUCUCUGGGAAUUCUUUACAAACGAUCAACCCAUCAUGGUUCCAGAACCUUACUAUGUUAAAGUAUUUGUAUCUGUCCUUCAACUCAUUGAUAA
This is a messenger RNA of Sinocyclocheilus rhinocerous, 223 nucleotides long. RefSeq names its product toll-like receptor 7. Gene Ontology annotation, biological process: toll-like receptor signaling pathway; canonical NF-kappaB signal transduction; defense response to virus. The record is from RefSeq and is a predicted model, not a curated record. Gene Ontology annotation, molecular function: pattern recognition receptor activity; protein binding. The annotation marks the transcript as partial. NCBI's taxonomy places the organism in Eukaryota, Metazoa, Chordata, Actinopteri, Cypriniformes, Cyprinidae. The transcript has a single exon. Gene Ontology annotation, cellular component: plasma membrane.